AUGGUCUUUCUUGUGGAACUUGAUGACCUCAUCUACCAGGGUUUCACUCCAUCUUUUGGCAAAGAGGUCCUGUUGGUGUUUGUGCUGCUGUGCUUUGUUACCGGCAAAGCCGCAGCCGGAGCUCCAGCUGCAGAAGGCCUGGUACAGCAUGGAACAGCAUGGAACAGCAUGGGGAUCUUGACUUGCUUCACUCUUGUCGCGUCGUUUCUAGCCUUGGGCGAUACUACCUGUCGCUUAGGUUGGAUGAUGCUUUUGGCCGCACAGACAGCAAGACUGUUCGAGAGAGGUCACAAGAACUGCGUGAACUACUCCUUUAUUUGGGACCCUGUUAUGUCAAGCUUGGACAGGCGCUGGCAAACCGUCCAGACAUCAUCAGAGAUGAUUACAUGGCUGAACUUGAAGCUCUUCAGGCACAAGGGUACGGGUUUCCUGACCCUUGCUGGUAAGCUUUGUGCACUGAUCGAAACUGAGGACAAGGUGCCUCCGUUUCCAUCAAGUGAGGCCAUGUCCAUCAUUCGUGAAGAGCUUGGCCAGGACUUUUCCCCCAUUGGCUGCCUUCCGAACUGGUCUGCUGCGCCUUGGAUCUCAGCUGUGUGGGAGCCAAUGCUUUUAGCUUGGUUGCUUGUCCUAGCUGAUCUUGGACAGGUUUACCGGGGCAGAUUGCGCUCGAACAGAGCGGAGGUUGCAGUUCAGCGGCCUGGGCUGAAGGAUACCCUCAUUCUGGACAUGUUCAUCUUCAGAAGGCUCUCCCAGCUGCUCAACAAUUGGGCCCAAGCGCACUUGGGCUGCAAUGUGACGCUGGUCGUUGACGAGUUUGCCUCAAAGUUGUGGGAGGAAGCCAACUAUGAACAGGAAGCCAAAAAUGCGCAGAUGUUUGCAAAGAAUUUCGGACAAGAUCCUACUGUCAAGAUCCCUAAGGUCUUCAUGCAGUAUGUUAGUAAAAAGGUCAUCACAAUGGAGUGGAUUGAUGGACUGAAGAGCACAGACCUUGCUGGCUUGAGACGACGUGGGAUUGACAUCAACGAGUUCAUCCGGAAUGGGGUGCAGGCUGCCUUGCGUCAACUCUUGGAGUUUGGUCUUUUUCACGGAGAUCCACAUGCGGGCAACAUUUUUGCCAUGGAUGAUGGGAGGAUAGCGUACGUUGACUUUGGCAAUGUGGCAAACAUCUCGGAAAGUCAACGAGAUGUGCUUAUUGGUGCCAUUACGCACGUGUCCAAUUCAGAUUACAAGGAAAUCGCCAACGAUUUUAUUCGCCUGGGCUUUCUUCGCCCUGGCACUGAUGUGUCGGAGAUCGUGCCUGCCAUGGAGACCAUUUGGGCUGACUCCAUGGGCAAGUCCAUCAAAGACUUCAAUUUUCGCACGGUCACCGGGCGCUUCUCGAAGCUUGUUUACCAGUUCCCAAUUCGAAUCCCAGAGAGGUUCUCGCUGGUGAUCCGUUCUUUGCUGAUGCAAGAGGGGAUUUGCAUGUGUCUGAACCCUGAUUUCAGCAUUAUCGAGGUGGCUCUGCCUUAUGCCUCCAAGAGGCUACUGAGCAAUCCGAACCCAACUUUGAGGCGGGAGCUGCUGAGCAUCGUGUUCAGCGGCCCACCUGAAAGACCAGUCCUGCAGUGGGACCGGUUGACAAACCUGGUGACCUUGGCAAAGCAGGCAAGGGAUGGAACUUCGAUUCAGAUAAACCAGGUAAUCGUAGACUUCUUUCGCGGCCUGCGUCGAGACGUGGUCAACGGUGUUGAAACGGGUUUGGCUCCUGCAAAGGUGCUCCAGGGUGGCUUGCAGGCUCUUACGGCCGGCGAUCGGCUGCGCCUCAAGGAUGUGUUGCAGUUGGUGGAGCUUUUGAGUCCGGAUCUCACACCGGCAUUAGCCCGAGAGGUGGCUGAUGCCCUUAUCCGGGAUUCAGUGGAGGAUGUACUUCGCGAAAGAGGUGUUCAACUUGAACUCGAGGAUUUCGAUCCUCGAGAUCCUCGUAACUUGGGCAAGGUUCUCACCAGCGGCGAGCUUUUCAAGCUCUUGCCUGUUCCAGGAGCGGCCUGA
Cladocopium goreaui is the source of this 2031-nucleotide messenger RNA. The record is from the annotation of a GenBank genome assembly. NCBI's taxonomy places the organism in Eukaryota, Dinophyceae, Suessiales, Symbiodiniaceae.